Molecule: messenger RNA, 753 nt
Organism: Sphenostylis stenocarpa
Lineage: Eukaryota; Viridiplantae; Streptophyta; Magnoliopsida; Fabales; Fabaceae
Source: the annotation of a GenBank genome assembly
AUGCUUCACUCCACUUCUCUUCUUCCCCAUAAUAACCGUUUCCUCUUCUCCUUCGGCUCCCAACCUUCUUAUUCUCAUUCUCAUUCCCACUCCCUCUCUUUCUCCAAAUUUCUCUCUCUUCCCUCUUCUCUCUCUUCAUGUUGUCGAGUCGCCCGAAUCUCCACAGAGACCUUGGAGGUCUCCCAGCCACCGCCCAACGACUUCAACUUCCAUCGCGAAAUCGCGCGCCUCGCUGCGCUCCGUCACAGGCUCGCGGCGUGCGCCACUCUCGGCGAUAAGCUUCGAGUGCUCAACGCCGAUUCCAGAGUGAAGCGCUUCUUCGGCUCGCGCCGCGGCCUCUCCAGUGUUUUGGCCUCGUUCCGGCUGAGCUCCGACCAACUGUUCCUGCUUAAGUGCGUGGUUGCCGCCGGGCAGGAGCACGUGCUCUAUUUGGACGAAAACGAAGCGCUGGAAUCAGCCGCAGCCGCCGCGAGUGCCGUGAAAAGCGCACUCUACGUUAUAGCGGAGAUGAUUGAGAAUUUGGAUUCCUAUAGUGGCAAUGGUGGUACGGGUUUGGGGAUGGCGUUGGAGGAUCACGAGAUUAUGGAAUUAAAGAAGUUGUUAGAGACUUUGGCAGAAAUCGAGCGAUUCUAUGACUGUAUUGGUGGAAUUAUUGGGUCAGUUCUUCGUUUUCCUACUUUUACCAUUUGCUUCGUAUGGAACAAAUGGGAUAGAGAUGGAAUAAAAUUAACUACCUUGCUUUUGCUUCUUUAA